This is a messenger RNA of Echinops telfairi (small Madagascar hedgehog), 7274 nucleotides long. RefSeq names its product zinc finger protein 407 (gene ZNF407). Gene Ontology annotation, cellular component: nucleus. Gene Ontology annotation, molecular function: zinc ion binding; nucleic acid binding. The transcript is spliced from 8 exons. NCBI's taxonomy places the organism in Eukaryota, Metazoa, Chordata, Mammalia, Afrosoricida, Tenrecidae. Bases 1 to 6576 code for a protein of 2191 amino acids. The record is from RefSeq and is a predicted model, not a curated record. Gene Ontology annotation, biological process: regulation of gene expression.
AUGGAUCCCGAGAGGAGACCCAGGGGGGCCCAGGACAGAACUGGACCCUGCAACACCCCAGCUCCGAGCCCUGCCCCAGCCUCAGACGCCGAGCUGCUGGACGUGCGCCGAGAGACCCCGAGGGAAGAUGAGAAGCCUGCGCGCAAAAGAGCCCUUUCAGAAUUGCCCCAGCUGGGCAACACUGGCCUCGAGGAGGAGCACGGCCCACUGCAGUCCAAGCGGUUGAGGCUGCAAGAGCAGGCGGCCCCCGUGCCUACGCAUGGCGCCAGCCUGGCUCCUCUGCAUGCUGCUGGGAACACUGGGCGGCAAGAGAGGUCGCCUCCGGAAGGGGUUGCUCUUGUCCCAGAAGGAGUCGCCCAGUCCCCUCUGCAGGAGAUCAGUGUGAGCUCCAUCCUGGGAAAUGUGCACACUGUGCCCAAGUGCAGCACCUGUGGCCCCUCAGACUCGGCCCAGCACAUCGAGCGCCACCUGCCGCCGCCCCAGAAGCACAUUUGCUACCACUGCGGCCACAAAGCCGAGAGCAGCACAGCUUCCCAUCUGCACGUCAAACAGGCACGCGCGCCACCGGAAGUCUUCUCCUGUGACCUCUGUGGCUUCCAUUGUGCCGAGGAAAGCCUUCUGAAGGCACAUUAUCUUGGCAAAACACAUCUCCGGCGACAGAAUCUUGCUGCACGCGGCGGAUUUGUACAGAUGUUAACGAAGCAAUCCUUUCCAAAAAACCUGUGUGCCCUUGGAACAAGGAAUGUCCACGCAAAACCAAGAGCUUCUAAAGCAGUAGUUAAGAAUGGUGAUCCAAAAGGAUUAGGAAAGACUGGAAACAGAUGUAAAGAUUUCAGAGAAUGCACUUCUAGACAAAGUGGUGGUGGGAGUGAGCUUCUUGUGAAAACGACGCCGUCUAGAACUUCUGCAGAAAAAGACGCCGUUGGUGAAGAAAAUGUUGCCUCUCUACGUCCAGCACGGAGUCCUGGCGACCAGAGUGAAACAGCAGGAGCUUUAGUGACCCCAGAAUCUCUCUUAGUUCAAGUGGAAUCCCACAGAAACACACCCCAGACUAGCCUAGGUACCAAUAUGAGACCCAGGCCUGAGCGAAACGUUUUAAUGUUGGGGAAUAGCUUUCGACGGCGAACUGGCACGUUCACCUUAAAAGGUCAAGCCAAGAAAAGGUUUAAUAUUUUAGGAAUGAGUAAAAGAGGCACAAAGGAAACUCAGCGGUUGUACAUGAAUCACAUUAGAAUGAAGGUGAAGACAGGUGACACUGAAUCAAUGAUGAAGCAAGUCGAAGCAAGCAGCAGCGCCAGUGGUGGGUGUGUGACUUCCUCAGAAACCCAAGCACUGAAGCAGGACAAGAGGAACUGCAAGCAGCUUGACAUUCUGAUGGCGAAGCCUCCUCCGGACCUCCAAACACUGUGGACUUGUACAGGCUGUGGUCACAUAGCUACAAGCAGGACCGAUUGGGAAAUCCAUGUGGGGAGGUGCCAUGCACAAGGAAUGCCGUUGUACUGCCAGACGUGUGACUUUUCAACCACGUCAAGGAGGGAGUUUGAUGAACAUCUGCACACUAACCAGCAUCAGCCACCUGUCUCUGCUUUCACCUGCCAAUGCUGUCCAUUUGUUUCCUUGGCUGAGCCGAGUCUUCACGCCCACAUGAAAGAGAAGCACAGUCUGGGCUUCUGUUGUACUCCUUGCCAUCUGUUUUUCUCAUCUGAGAAAGACUUGGAAGAACACACGAAAACAACUGAGAAGCAUCUUAGUUCAUUGGUUCAGCCAAAGACUUCUCCGUCUCUUGACCAUGAUUUGGUGUUACAGACAUUGCCUGUAAGGACGUUAGAACUGGCAAGCGCAACAGGUUCUAGGAAUGAGCCGGGCAAGGGCACUCAGGAGGAACCCAAGUCUAGGGCGAACAAUGGAGAUGAAGCAAGGCAGGCAACCUCAAGUAAGCCCCAGUUUCAGUGCAAGAAGUGCUUUUAUAAAACAAGAUCUUCCACUGUCCUUACAAGACAUAUAAAGCUUCGGCAUGGUCAAGACUACCACUUUCUUUGUAAAGCCUGUAAUCUUUAUUCAAUGAGCAAAGAAGGGAUGGAGAAACACAUUAAAAGAAGCAAGCAUCUUGAAAAUGCUAAGAGAAACAAUAUUGGUUUAAGCUUUGAAGAGUGCAUCGAAAGGGUAUGCAUAGGCAUAAAUGAUAAAAAGGAAGAGUUUAGCACUGCUGGACAUGGAAGGACUGAAGGUCAUGUAGAGGGCGUGCAAUUACAGGAGCAGUUCUCCCUUGAGAAGAGCACCCUGACCAUGAAGGGACUGUCCCAGUCUGGCAAAGACAAUGAGUUGGCUUUGACUGGUGCCCCAAAGAGAGGGCGACCUAAAGGGAACCUCUCAAGGACAUGCUCCCAUUGUGGUCUUUUGGCCUCUAGUAUUACAAACCUGACUGUUCACAUUAGACGAAAACACAGUCACCAGUACAGCUAUCUGUGUAAAGUGUGUAAGUACUACACGGUAACCAAGGGCGACAUGGAACGCCAUUGUGCCACCAAGAAACAUAAAGCACGAGUCGAGGCAGAAGCCAGUGGAAAACAGAGCUCAGACAUCAUUGUUGGCCCAGAAGGGGGUCAUCUUGAAGGCUGCAGAAAGACCACCAAGACAGCAAUGACCCUUCCAGAUGAGUGUGCUGUUGAGUCUGCUGAGACCAGGGCCCCCAUUUCAGAAAAGUCAGCAGCAGAUGCUGGAAACAUCACUGAAGUUGAGGUUGAAACUGUUUUUCAUUCCAUGCAUGGGGAAGUUAAUGAUAAAACGGAACAGCUUAAUGAUAAGACGGAACAAGUGUCUCUAGAGCCAGAGGCCCUUCUCCAAGACGGGGAUGCCCAUGCCCAGAGAGAUGUUCCAGGAACAAGUGACAAUAAAUGUGUCCACUGUGAGUUUAGCGCUCACUCUUCCGCUUCUCUGGAACUGCAUGUCAAGCGGAAGCAUACAAAGGAGUUUGAAUUUUAUUGCAUGGCGUGUGAGUACUACGCAGUUACUCGGCGAGAGAUGACCAGGCAUGCCGCCACAGAGAAGCACAAAAUUAAAAGGCAGUCUUACCUGAACUCUUCUACUCAUGUAGAAGCAAGUUCUCCAGACGUGUCCAAAAACAUCAUGGUCACAGAAGAGGAGCGUCAACAAAGUCCUGAAGAAUUUCAGAUAAUCUUCGACCAGUCGCCAGAUCGUCUUAAGUCUAGAAAUGCCACCGAUUGUUCUAUGUUAGGUGCAAAUCCUAAUGUAGACACGUCUCAAGUACUCUGUGCUCCUGAGUCAGUAGAGAUUGCGACUGAAGAAGAAUCUAAUUUGAAUGAAGACCAUCCCUUUGGUGAGACUUACAAGCAGCCCCUUGUCAAGAAUAAAGCUACGAAACCCACGGACACAGUUUCCUUAAAUGUUUCUUCUACCUAUGGCUCCCCAAGCAGACCAGAAUAUGAAAACUCGGAGAGCUCAGUCACGAAUUGUGAAAUAGCGAAAGAAAACCCUGCCCUGCUGAAUGCCCUCAGUGGUCCCCACCCCCAAGGUAAGAGCAGUGUGGGGGGUGUAGGUGAUGGCGAAGAUGCAGCUGUGAAUCCCACUCUGGGUCCCAAAACGUUGGCUGGAGACCACCCAGCAGAACGCGCCGUCCCUAUCGUGUUGGACAUCAUGAGAGAACAGCUGAAUCUGGACACCGGUGAGGCAAGCAGAGGUGGAGGUGUGCCUACUCCUUCAGAGGGCUUGAAAAGAACGCAGGAAGGCUCCCUUCUGGAGCACAGAGAAACUCUGACGAACCCACCACUUGAAACUAAAAUUAUUUUGGAAGCAGAUGGCCCUGCGCCUGGUAGCGUGGUUGAGAAUAACGGUGUGUAUGAAACGGUCGUCAGCAUUGAUGACGAAGAGCAGGCCAUGUACAGUUUGGGCCAGUUUGAUUCCUCCAUAGUCAGGAUCAGGAAUCCCGAGGAUGGUGACCUGAUAGACCAGCCUGAGGAAGGCCUGUUGGCUACUGGAGUGCGAGUUAGCGAGCUUCCAUUCAAGGACACUGCUCCAGGGGCGAAGAAGAAAAAAGCCGAAGGCAGCUGCUUUGGUGAAUCUGCCCGUACUCGUUGCGAUGACUGUGGCUUCCUCGCGGAUGGCUUGAGUGGAUUGAACGUACACAUUGCCAUGAAGCACCCCACGAAAGAGAAGCACUUCCACUGCCUGCUGUGUGGGAAGUCCUUUUACACCGAGAGCAACCUUCACCAGCACUUGGCCAGCGCUGGCCAUCUGAGGAAUGAGCAGGCCAGUGUGGAAGAGCUUCCCGAGGGCGGGGCCACCUUCAAAUGUGUCAAGUGUACCGAGCCCUUUGAUUCGGAGCAGAAUUUAUUUCUCCACAUUAAAGGCCAGCAUGAGGAAUUGCUGCGGGAGGUGAACAAGUACAUAGUUGAAGACACUGAGCAAAUCAACCGGGAGCGCGAGGAGAACCAAGGCAACGUGUGCAAGUACUGUGGGAAGAUGUGUCGCAGCAGCAACUCGAUGGCCUUCCUGGCUCACAUUCGCACACACACAGGAUCGAAACCAUUCAAGUGCAAGAUAUGCCAUUUUGCAACAGCUCAGCUUGGAGAUGCCAGAAACCAUGUCAAACGCCACCUUGGGAUGAGGGAGUACAAGUGCCAUGUCUGUGGGGUGGCAUUUGUCAUGAAGAAGCACCUGAACACUCACCUGCUUGGCAAACACGGAGUUGGCACCCCAAAAGAAAGGAGAUUCACGUGCCGCCUCUGCGACCGGAGCUUCACCGAGAAGUGGGCCCUCAACAACCACAUGAAGCUGCACACGGGCGAGAAGCCCUUCAAGUGCACCUGGCCCACCUGCCACUACUCCUUCCUCACAGCCUCCGCCAUGAAGGACCACUACCGCACCCACACAGGCGAGAAGUCGUUCCUGUGUGACCUCUGUGGCUUCGCUGGCGGGACCCGGCACGCUCUCACCAAGCACCGGCGACAGCACACAGGGGAGAAGCCAUUCCGGUGUGAGGAGUGCAGCUUCGCCUCCACCACGCAGUCCCACCUGACAAGGCACAAGCGUGUCCACACUGGAGAGAAGCCCUACAGCUGUCCCUGGUGUGACUACAGGUCAAACUGUGCCGAAAACAUCCGCAAGCACAUCUUACACACGGGCAAGCACGAGGGUGUCAAGAUGUACAACUGCCCCAAGUGUGACUACGGUACCAACGUCCCCGUGGAGUUCCGGAACCACCUCAAAGAGCAGCACCCUGACAUCGAGAACCCAGACCUGGCCUACUUGCACGCUGGCAUCGUCUCCAAGUCCUACGAGUGCCGGCUGAAGGGGCAGGGCGCGGCCUUCGUGGAGACAGACAGUCCCUUCACUGCGGCCACCCUGGCCGAUGAGGCCCCGGCCAAGGACAUGCCCCUGCGGAGUGGCCGCCGGCCGCCAGCCCCAGCCCAGCAGCUCCAGCAGCUCAUCAUCAUCCAGGGCUACGACGGGGACUUCGCCAUCGAUGCCUCGGUGGAGGAGGCGGCCGCCACCACCCUGCAGACGCUGGCCAUGGCCGGGCAGGUGGCCCGCGUGCUGCACCUCCGGGAGGACGGCCAGGUCGUCUCCACCAGCCAGGGCGCGGCGCACAGCCCGCUGCUCCCGGAGCAGGUGCUGGUGGUCGGGGGCUCGGGGGAGGGCUGCGACAGGGACGGCGGGCCUCUGGGUGCCAGCGGGGCCCUGCUCCAGCAGGUGGCCAAGCAGGAGGUGGUCGGCCUGGCCGAGGCCAGCGUGGCACCGCCCGACUCCUCGGCCCUGGACGCGCUCCUUUGUGCCGUCUCAGAACUGGGCGAGGCCGAAGGCCGGACGGGCCGAGAGGAGAAGAGCAGGUGCGGUCACAGGGACCUGCUGAUCCAUGUGCCCGGCCAGGAGGCCAGCCCUGCCCCCGGGGCCCCUGAGGCCCCUGAGCUACCCCUCUUCCCGGACGUGCAGGGUGGCCCAGCCGAGCUGGAGCCAAUGGAGCUGGUGGCCCAGGUGGUCCGGCCCUCAGGCCUGCUGUCCCCCCAGGAGAGGGCGCAGGUGGCCUUCAGGAAGGUGGUGCAGGACGUGCUGCAGCUAGCUGUCUGUGACGCCACCACCGCAGACCAGCUGCUGCACGAGGGCGCCACCCAGUUCAUCGUGCACGAGGGGGGCGCCGUGCACAUGGUGGCGCGGGAGGGGGCGCAGCUGGUCAUGCAGGAGGCCGGCCCGCGCAGCCUGCGGAGCCCGGCCGAGCACAUGGACCUGCUGGAGUCGGACGGCGAGGUCUCGCAGAUCAUCGUCACCGAGGAGCUGGUCCAGGCCAUGGUCCAGGAGUCGGCCGGCGGCUUCCCUGAGGGUGCCACGCACUACAUCGUCACCGAGCUGCCCCCCGGCCUGCAUGAGGAGGCCGGCCUCUACGCGCACACUGUCAUCGAGACGGCUGGCUCCCCCGAGGGCCUGCCCGCCGGGGCCCCUCUGAGCGCAGAUGCCGGGGCCCCUGAGCAGCUGACCAGCAUGGUCAUCUACACGCAGGCCGGCUCCCCGGCGGCGGCAACUGCUGUGAUCCAGAGGGAGAGCUCUGAGCUGCAGGAGGCCUGACAGGUAUCUGGGCCCCUGGCCUUCUCUCCACACACAUGCGCAGACCUGCCGCAGCCCCCAGCAGGGCCCUGGUGGCGGGGAACCCAGACCCUCUGGGAGCGCCCAGCUGCGGGCCCCCAGCCAUGGUUACUCGUCUGGAAGCAGCUCGCUGCCAUUCUUCCUGUCUGUUUUCUCGCAUUUCUGAACCCGCGGCGCCCGAGGGCCUCUCAGACCAAAGGCAGUGGCCAGUCCAUUUGUGUGUCCCCUCCUCGGCCUCGGGUGUGGGCCCUGUUGCGCUGUGCGUAAAGGAAUUCUCCGGAGGCCUGUGGCUGAGCGAAGCCUGGAAUCUCACGUGCGCCCACGCGCCCGCCCUGAGUGGACACAGCCUCGGAGGGCCGGCCGCAGUGCCCGUGCUCUCUGACACAGUGUGUGUGCAUCUGUGUGCGCGCGGCUGGGCGUGGGGCUCGUGUCCCUGCGGCAUCUGACGUGGAACGUCUGCAGACGAGAGGCAUGCCCGGCCCCAUGCUCUGCUGUCGGGCUGUGGAUUUGCACGACCCCCGAACACGGGCUGGUGUUGCAGGAAUUUGUUUCUUGACGUGACUGCUCUUUAUUUCUCUCCCGAGACUGUAGAAGAAGCGCCUCCCCCCAGAGGCUCAGGUCAUUUUGGUUCCAUUUCUGUUUCCUUUUGAAUAAAACGACUGCGUCCAGCACGCCGCCUA